Acanthoscelides obtectus is the source of this 960-nucleotide messenger RNA. NCBI's taxonomy places the organism in Eukaryota, Metazoa, Arthropoda, Insecta, Coleoptera, Chrysomelidae. The record is from the annotation of a GenBank genome assembly.
CAAUAUUUCAAGAAAUAAUGCGUAUAAAGAUUUGAUAAUAAACAUGAAUGACCCUACUCUAACUGUUAAAAUUAUAAAAACCAAAAUUAAAAAUUUGAGGUCUGUUUACCACUCAGAAGUGAAAAAAAUUAACAGUUCGAAGCGAUCCGGAUCUGGUGCCGCAACAGUAUAUAGUCCAUCCCUGCCAUGGUUUAAAGAAAUGCACUCUUUCCUUGGAGACACAGGUGAUUACCGGGAAACUAUUGAGACAGCAGUGGAAACAGAUGAGUCAUCGCAGGAUUCUCGACCAACUAGUGCUAAUUCGAACUCUAACCCCUUGUCACCGCCAUCAGUCAGCACCGUAAUGUCGCCACCCUCGACUACUGACAUUGCGGAAGAAGGAACACCAUCCCGUUCAUCUAAGGACACACCAGCACGGCGUAAAAGAAGGAGCCUACAAGAAGAGCCGAUCACUUCUGCUCUAAAUCGUUUAGAAAAUAUAACUUCGUCUAUAAACAGACAAGCAGAAUAUGAUGAAUUUCAUUUUGUUUGGUUUGAAUAUUGCUGCCCAAUUGCGAGCCCUACCAUUAGAUGAUGCACUAAACGUGCAAACUGAGAUUCAGACAAUUAUAACUGCGGCUAGACGUCGACAUCUGUACCCAAACUUGUCUACAUACUCCACUUCACCCAUACAAAUAAUAAAUUCCACACCUACUUUUACAAAUAUUCAAACUAACAACAGCCAAACCGAAGCAGAAGACGCUUUAAGCAGAGCAUGGAGAUUUUCUUAAAGUAUGUACUUACCAGAUAAUAUGUUAACAAAAAUAAAUGUUUCAUUUGAAAUAAUAUCAGUGUUCUACUUACCCGCAUAUAAUCCUUCAAAGCGCUGUAUAUUGCAUCACAAACUUCUGGUAUAAAUUGAGCUAUGGUAGAUCUCGCAACCCUGUGAAGUGCUUCUAAUGUGUACAUGGAAUCUCCAGC